Messenger RNA from Frankliniella occidentalis (western flower thrips), 5484 nucleotides. RefSeq names its product zinc finger MYM-type protein 4 (gene woc). Gene Ontology annotation, molecular function: zinc ion binding. NCBI's taxonomy places the organism in Eukaryota, Metazoa, Arthropoda, Insecta, Thysanoptera, Thripidae. The record is from RefSeq and is a predicted model, not a curated record. The coding region runs from base 248 to 4789 and encodes 1513 amino acids. The transcript has 22 exons.
UAUUUCAUACAGAAUCGUUAAAAUAGUAGAUCCAUGAAUUCUUAAAUGCAGGCAUAGAGUUUUCUUUUCCUUGUUUUAAGUACGAAAGUUGUUUACUAUAUCCACCGUUGUCGUGCCUGCCGCCAGGCUCUGUAUUGGAAACUUUAUGAAAUCUGUUAUGAAUUUGGUUUUCACCUAUCAUCGAGGGUCAGAAUAUGACGUGACUUUAUUUUGAGUUUACUAUCCGCAUUCCCAUUUAACUUUUGCAAUGGAUUGUGCAGUAAACAAAGAAACUACUGCAGAUUGUAGCACACCAGAUUUAAAACAUGAUGAACCUGAGAAACAGACUCUGGAUUCCAAGCUUGGUCCAUCAGAACAAAAAAACUCUGAGUCAGAUCAAGCGUCGCCUCUAGGAGAGGAUUUUGUUUCCAAGCAAGAUCCUGAUGAAUCACAACAGAAAACCUCCAAUUUAUUGCAAUCUACAAAUGAAGAACUCUCAAUUUCCAGUCGUCACUCUUCCAAUAAUGUAGUUGUCAAUUUAUUGGAAGGAAAUAGUUUGAAGCCAGUUGCGAUUGAGCAAAAUCUAGAAGUACCGAAGACUGUUCUAGAUAAUGAUUCAAAGAAAGAUGAUAAUAUUGCCAUUUUGCCCCCUCAAGAUGAGGAAUCAGCAAGCCACAAAACUUCUAAGUCACACUAUUCUGGGGACAUUUCAAAGACUGAUAAAGAGACUGAACCUACUCUACAAAUAGUACAGACUGUGUCCUUAAAUACUAAAUGCAGUAAAGAAUUGGUUUCUGAUUCUGAAACAAAUGCUGCUGUCAAUUCCAUUUUAGAGCAACCUGCUUCUGAGAAUGAGGAAACUCUGGUGACCACUGAAGGAAGCUCAAGGAUCGAGCUCAAGGACAAAACUAUAUCAACAAAUGAGGAUACAUCAGUAAUUCAUUCAAAUGAUGAAGAGCAUGUGGAAAAAAAUAAUUCUGAUGGCCCUAAGGAAAUAAGUAAUAUUUCAAUGGAAGAGGAAGAUGAGAUUCGGGUGUUAUCUGUUGAUGCGCCCUCAAAAAAAACAGAAAAUGAACUCUUUCCAAUAACUAAAGACUUGGAAUUGACUGUAGUUGAAUCUGUGUGCAAAGACAACUCAGAUAUUGCAUUAAAUGCUGAUGUGAACAAAUCUACUGGUACUCCUGCAACGGGGGAUCUCAAAACGGUGGUUGAAAGUAGCUCAUCUAUGUCGAUGAAAAGUUCAGACAUUGAUCAUAAAUCUACUGAAAAUAAGUUGCCAGAGCCUAGAGUGACAGAAACUGGAAACAAAUCAACUACAGCUGAUGGUGAAGAAGAAUUAUGUAUUGUCCCUGACACUGAGCCCCGUGUUCCUACUGAGCAGGAGAAGGCAAAUGCAUUUGAAAAGGCAAACAAAUCUUCAGGAUUAGCUGAAGAAGUAGCUGAGAUUAAUGAAAAGGACAAAUGUUCCUCAACACUGGCUUCGGAUGUACCAAGGUCGAAUGAAAAGUGUAAUGAAACAGAAGAUAAAAUAGAGGAAGAAACUGAUUCAGGAAUUGGCUCGGUUCCUAAAGCACGAAAGUUUGGAAUUCAACUUGUAUCAACAUCUUCUCUUGUUUCAAGACAGGCACUUGCAGAAAAGGAGCAGCAGGAUCAGACUGAUGCACUUCUAUGUUCUACUGCACCAGAUGACAUGCAAACUGAAGAGGGUGGAGAACACACAUGUGCUGUUUGCGGAAAGUUAAAAAAAUGUAAAUAUCACCUUCAACUUAAAAAAAUUCACCUCUGUGAAGAUGCGUGCUAUACAUCGUAUAGGAAAGCAAAUGAUCCUCCACCUGUACCUCAACCCCCUAAAGCCACAAUUCGCCCACGUAAAUUAGACCGAACGUACGUACAUAAGUGUGGCCAAUGUUUGAAGAAAGUUGAUAUGAAGUUGGAAAAGACUUUAACAUGGGAAACUAUGGAUUUUUGCUCAGAGGAUUGCUUAGAAAAAUAUCAAAAGAGUUUUGGAUCUCACUGUGCGAACUGCAAAAAACCUGUCCAAUCAGCAAGUCUUGGAAAGUAUUGUGUGAGGUUUGGUUAUGAUAUGAAGCAAUUCUGUGAUGCCCGUUGCUUGGAGGAAUUUAAGAAAGGCCUGAAAGUUUGCUCAUAUUGCCAAAAAGAUAUUUCAGCUGAUACUGAAGGGUUUCUAGCACCUGUUGGAGACAAGGGUCAAUUUAAGGACUUCUGCUCACAAGAGUGUAUGGAAAAAUAUGACCAAAUGAGUCACAACACUGUAGCACCUGAAAUUACUUACGAAUGUGCUGUCUGCAAUAACAGUAAACCUGUGAAGGUUGAAGUAUUAAUUGAUUCUAAGGUUCAAAAACUUUGUAGUGAACCUUGCUUUGCAGCUUUUAAAUUUGCCAAUGGUAUAGUUGCAGAUCAGUGUGACAUGUGUAAGAAGUAUUAUGACCAUAAUCGUUCUGAGAAUUUUACUGUGUACUAUGAUGAGGCGCCUCAUAGUUUUUGUUGUAAAACAUGUAUGAAUGUAUACAUUCUAGCAAAGCGAAAAAUUGUUCCUUGUUCUCAUUGCAAGGUUAAGAAAUAUAAUUUUGACAUGAUCAAAAAGACAACAUUGAACGGUCAAGUGGUUUUGAUGAUGUGUUCUCUGUAUUGCUUAAAUUUGUAUGGGUUAUCAUCUUCCAUGAUGAUACACUCUGUUCCGAAGAAGACUGGGUGUGAAUUUUGUAGUUCUUCAUCACCAGCACAGUUUCACCUAACCAUGUCAGAUGCUUCUGUUCGAAGUUUUUGUUCCUCAAAUUGUGUUGUUAGUUUUCAAGGGAAAUACCAAAAUAAGGCAGAGAAAACUCCAUAUCCUCUUGGUGCUCCACGGAAAAUAUUCUCCAAAAAAAUUAGUGCCAAUGUUGAUGAUAAGGACCAUGGUUCAAAUAUCUUAGGUUCUAUGCCAGUAAUCUCAUCAGUCACAUCAUUGGCUCCAGCCUCUGGAUCAGUUCCACCGCUUUCAGCUUCAUCAUCCAGCAGUAGUACUGUCAAGAACACUGCUACUGAAACAAUUGUCAAAACAGUGUACAAGCAGCACUACAUUGUUAGACCUCCAGUCCACCCUGAGAUGACUAACUGUGCUGUUCAAGUUAAACCUAAGACUGCUUCAAAAGAGGUGUCUUGUCAACCAGAUACCUGUACUGUAGGAACCCAGACAGAUGACUCCAUGUCUAAGCCUUUGUUCAUCCCUGUACCCAUUCCUAUUUUUAUUCCUGCUCCAAUGCAGAUGUACACUUCUCCAUAUCCUAUUCCAGUCCCCAUAGCAUUGCCAAUUCCAGUUCCAAUUUUUAUUCCAACAACAAGGAAUUCUUCUAAAGGAAUCUUGAAAGAAAUAAAACGAAUUCAAGAAAAAAUCCCCUCAGACCCAUAUGAAGCUGAGCUGCUGAUGAUGGCUGAGAUGGUAGCUAAUGACAAAAAGGUUGAAACCACUGACUCGGAGAGUGAUGAUGGUGAAAAUAAAGCACCUGAUGUUGAAGCAACUGAUUCAGGAACUGCAGCCGAAGCUGAUUUUAGCCCAGAAAAUGGGACUAAUAAUACAUUUGGGAAUGAGGUACUACAAAUGGCUUUAAAAAUGGUUUCUGAGUAUGACGAACCUGCUGUUGACUUUGAAACAUCUAGGGCUUCAGAUUCUGUUUCACAAACUCCUUCAAAGCCAGCAAAUGAAGACAAAAAAGAUUCUGAAAGAGAUGAUGAAGAGGACAUAGAGCGGAAAACAAAAUCCUCACGGAAAAGAUCAUUGCGGCAAAGCUCUGAUAACCUCCAAAGUGUGAAAUCCAAACGUUCAAGAAAAUCUAGUGUCUCUGAUCCUGCAACUACUCCAAUUAAAACAGAACCAAAUAUUGAUCUCAUUGUUCCCAAAACGGAGCCUGUGGAGAAGCCAGAUGCACACAUGUGCUUAAAGUUCACAUUAGGUGCUAAUGCUUGGAAAAGUUGGGUCACACACAAAAAUGAAGAACUAGUGAAAACAGGAGGUGCUUCAAAAAAUGUUAAACUCCUUAAAGAAGAUAUACUUCAACUCACAGCAGAUGAGCUUAAUUACUCACUUUGUCUUUUUGUUAAAGAGGCGCUCAAUCCUAAUGGACAAGAGUAUACUCCUGAUACUUUAUACUAUCUGUGCCUUGGUAUUCAACAGUACUUAGUAGAAAAUGGACGAAUAGAAAACAUUUUUAGUGACCCUUAUUAUGAAAAGUUUACCACUUGUCUUGAUGAUGUUGUUAAAAAAUUUGCAGAUUUUAAUAUUGACACUAACAUUUUAGUGACUCGAAUUAAAGAAGAGCAUCUGUGGGAAAGUAAACAGCUCGGUGCUCAUUCGCCAUAUGUUUUACUUAGCACUUUGAUGUAUUUUAACACAAAACAUUUUAAUCUAAUGAGUGUUGAGGAACACAUGCAACUUUCAUUUUCUCAUAUUAUGAAGCAUUGGAAGCGUCCACCUAAUGUUGUUGGUCCUCAUAAACCCGGUAGUCUAAGACAUGUUGUCCUGAGGUUCUAUCCUCCACAAUCUGCAUUAGCUGCUAAUUCCAAAAAGAAGAAGGUUUAUGAGCAGCAAGAAGACGAGGAGAACCCAUUAAGAUGCCCAGUGAAACUAUAUGAAUUUUACUUGUCGAAAUGCCCUGAGAGUGUUAAAACACGCAAUGAUGUGUUUUAUCUCCUUCCUGAAAGAUCUUGUGUGCCUGAUAGUCCAGUAUGGUAUUCCACAAUGGCUCUUGGUCAAGAACAGCUUCAUAAAAUGUUAAAUAGAAUCAGAUUGGUGAAAGAGAUUGUGAUGCUUUAGGCUGUUUAAAAGAAGAGUUAGUUAUGCAUGAAUGGGAACAUUACUUGUCAUUCUUUUUAUACCAAAUCUGACAUAAGUUAUAUUUGUAAUAACUACGUAUUAAUAUCAAUGAAAGUGAAAUUUGUUACUGCAUCAUUCUACCAUCACAAUUAUUCUCAAUAAAGAUACAAUACCCUAGUAUCAUUUAUUCAUUAGAUUAGAAAAAAAUUGGGGUUGCAAUUUGUCACAAUUAGUCAAACAUAUGGUAUGAACUCAGUCACACAAGCAAGUGGCUGUCGUCUGACUUAGAAUGUAAUCAUUGGUUGUGUAGCACCUUAAACCAAAACCUAAAUCAUGCACCACUGAGGUAUUUUGCCAUACAUUAUUUCAAUUCCAAUCUGUCAAGCUAGAAUUAGGGCUGUGUAAGUGAGUGUUAUUCUGUGAUUUUUCAUAGUAAUUUUAAAUGUUUUUAUGGUAUUGUAGACACUCUUAAGAAUAUCUAGAAAUACUUAAUUGUUACUUCAUCCUUGCUGAUGUUUUUCUCUUGGUUCUGUUCUAUAUACUGUAAAUCUUGUUUGGUGAGAAAAUAUUGCUGGUUUAAUGUAGUGUUAGCAUAAUGUAAUACUGUCUUCUCUGCACUACAUGAGUUGCCACCUUAAUUUUCAAUUUCAGACGUGGUAAAUGGCUGUUCAAUAAAACAAUUUGAGGAACCUAUA